GGGCUGUAUAGCCAGUCAAGGUCGUUAAAACCUUCCAUUUGUUGGUAUACAAAUUUUGUUUUUAUAUAAACAAUUAAGAACCUGUGGUAUGCCCCGUUAUUCGUGUACUUAGGCGAAGCCUGUCUUAUCACGUGACAGAUGGACAUUUCGCAGGACAGGCUAACUUGAAUAUUAAGCACAGCUGCUCUUUUGGUUCUGUGGGAAACUUGCCAGAAACCCAUUGGGACCCUAUGUGAGGUAAAGGUGUAACCAAGGAAUGAAGAAUUUGUUAUUAGAUUCAAAGACAGUUGAAAUACUGUGCAGUUGAGAAAAUAGCAACUUUGUGACAAGUUAGGCUUCGAUUUAACUCGGAAUCACUUAAAAGGUGAUAUAGGGAAAAAAAAUCAAAGACCAUUAAAAUACCUUGAAAUUGAGAAAACAACAUCUUGGAGAAGAGUGAUUUUGGAGGAAAGGACAUAUUUGUGACAUGUUAGGCUUCCAUUUAACUCAGAAUCACUCAAAAAGUUGUAUGUGAUUAUAGUGUGUUGAAAAAUUAAAAUACAGAACUUUGAAAUACUUUGAAAUUGAGAAAACAACAUCUUGGAGAUGAGUGAGUUAUGAGAAAAUGACAACUUUGUGACAAGUUAGGCUUCGAUUUAACUCAGAAUCACUUAAAAAGUUGUAUUUGAUGUGGUAAAAAAUUCAAAGACAGUUGAAAUACUUUGAAAUUGAUAAAACUAACUUGGAGACAAGUCAGGCUUCGAUUUAACUCAGAAUCACUCAAAAACAUCAGGUAUAAAAUUCAAAGACAGCUGAAAAAACUUUGAAAUUGAGAAAACAACAACUUGGAGACGAGGGAGAUUGGGUAUAGGGACAAGUUAGGCUUUGAUUUAACUCAGAGUCACACGAAAAGUUAUAUGUGAUUAUUAUGUGUUAAAAAAAUUCAAAUACAGUUGAAAUACUUUGAAAUUGAGGUAACUCAUCUUGGAGACAACUUAGGCUUCGAUUUAACUCAGAAUCACUCAAAAAGUGUUUAAUGUGAUGAGCAAUACAACAUUCUCUUAAAAACAAAAGGCAAACAAUACACUGUGUGUGUGAUUAAUGGAAGGAGGAAUACACAUAUGAGAUUCCUACGGAGAAAAAAGACACCUUUAAGUAUGAAAUAAUCAGGAUUUGAUAAAAUCAGAUCUUUGAGAAAGUUUGGCUUCGACGAAUUAUCAUUUAUCAUUAUUAUUUCACUUUUGCUAGUUUCUUGAGUUUGAAUGUAGACCUAGAAUCAAAUUAUAAGAGUGAAAUCAUUCAAGCAGAACUUAGAACUAAGAACAGAUUGUCUUUGAUUCAGCUGUUGGUUUUUGAGACAAGGAAUUAUAAAUGAAUUUAAAUUUUUACAUGUCUAUUAGAAGAGCCCUUUUGAACACAAACUUUGGGCAAGAAACAUUAUGCUAAAGUGUUAGACACUUAAAGGUUAGAAGGUACUCAGAAUUUUGGAGACGGUCAGGCUUCGAUAAACCUCUUUAAUUGAGGUGACCAAUACAUAUGUGUUAAAUAUUCCAUAGAAAACUUCUUUAUUGAAAAAAACAAUUAAUAUAAAAAAAUAAGAAUACUGAAGAUUUUUGACAGUUCAGAAGUACAUAAAGAUUGAUUAUAGCUUCAAGCAUUUUACAGAAUAGAUUGAAACCUAAGGGUAUUCAAAGCUAAGAAAGUUACAGAUUUGAAAAAAACAAAACAAAGUUUAUUGUUUAGAGAACAGGAAGCAAUAAACUAAGAAAAGAAAGUCCAGGCUGAUUUGUAUACAGCUUUAUAUUUACAAUUAUACAACAUAAAAGACUGAACAGUAUGAGUGGUCGAGCAAGAGGAAGGAGCAGGGGUAGAGCACGAAAUGAUGAACCAGAUGAACCAGCCAGGAGACCAGGUGAUAGCCAACCAACAUUUGGUGAAAAUCAACUGAUCACACCAAGAGGUAGAGGUAGAGGUGCUUAUAGAAAUGAAUCACAGCCUGCCAGAAUGCCAAAUAUAGAGCAUGCUGCAUCACAACUUCAGCAGAUGAGAAUUGACAAUACGUCAAACCAGCCAAGGAGAGGAAAUGAUGAUGUGAAACCAAACUUGUUCAGUAGUGAUGAUAAUCGUCCUAUUGAACAUGGUGAUGGUUUCAGUGAAGCUGGAGCAAGGCCAAAGGAACAGCUUAUGGCUGGUGGUAGAACCAAUCCAGAAAUAUACCAACAGCAAGGAACCAGAGCCAAAUUCUUUCAGGGUAACAAAGGUGCCCAGAGUGGGUACCAGGAACAGGGGAACAGACCAAGAGAAUCUAAUUUUCAGGGAAAUAUUCAGCAGGAGAAUAGGCAAACAUCUGUUGUGAGGAAAGCUGUAGGUCUAGGAUCGACAAACAUUCAUGUCAUAGCCAAUGCUUUUCCUGUGGAGUGUACUUUGACUGAGUGGAUCCUGUAUCAAUAUCAUGUGGAUUUCAAUCCUCAAGUGGACAGCAAGAAGGUCCGAUGUGCCAUGAUAGCGGACCACAAGGACUUGUUAGGGGAAACAAGAGCAUUUGAUGGAAUGAAACUGAUUAUACCAAGGAGACUGCCACAAGAAGUUACAGAAGUUUAUAGUGAGAUGAGGUCUGACGGAACUAGAAUCAGAAUUACAAUUACAAUGACCAAUGAGAUUCCACCCGUCAGUGCAGAAUCCAUUCAUAUCUUCAAUAUCAUCUUAAAAAGAGCACAAAGAAUGCUGGGAGGAGAACAGAUAGGAAGAAACUACUAUAAUCAGAACUUGAGAAAAACAAAUACAGCCUAUCGUAUGGAUAUCAUACCAGGAUUUUUGGCAGCCAUUCAGAAGUUUGAAGCUGGUAACCUUCUGCUGAUAGACGUGGCCCACAAACUUCUACAGACUGACAGUAUAUUGACCCAGAUGACUAACCUCUAUCACCUUUAUAAGGACCAGCAUGAUGGAGAUAAUAAGUUCUGGGAUAGAUGUAGAAAACAGUUCAUUGGUACAAUUGUUCUCACCAGGUACAACAACAAGACCUACCUCAUUGAUGACAUAGACUCAGAUAAAACACCAUUAGAUACAUUCGAACUCAGGAAUGGGGAGAAAAUAUCCUAUGCAGACUAUUAUAGGAAACAAUAUAACAUAACUGAUCUAGAUGAGACGCAGCCAAUGUUAAUUAGUCGUCCAAAAGAAAAAGAUAAACGAGUAGGAAGGACUGGUCUAAUCAUCUUGCUUCCACAGCUUUGUUAUGUCACUGGGAUGACAGACGAAAUAAAUAAUGAUAGAACAGCUAAAACUAGUAUUCAGACAUUAACAAGGGUUGCACCUCAGCAGAGAGUUGUCUCCCUUACUGAAUUUGUACAACAGAUUCAAACGAAUAAAGAUGUACAAAAAAUGAUGAAUGAUUGGCAUUUAAGAAUACCAACUCAAGCACUCAAUAUACAAGCUAAACUACUGGAUCCAGAAAUUAUCAAACAAAAGGAUAAACAGUUGAGAUAUGACCAAACAAAACCGGACUGGUCUAAAGACAUGAGAAGUAAUCUGUUGACAACUGCAGUCAGUCUGAAAAACUGGGUCAUUAUAUUCUCAAGAAAGAAUCGUGGGACAGUUGUAGAUUUCAUUGAGGCUCUCAAACGUGUUGGACCUCCCAUGGGAAUUAACUUCUCACAACCUAUAGUGGUGGAAUUACCUGACGAUAGAAACUUGUCCUAUAUCACGGGUCUAAGGCAGACAGUAGAAUCUACCACUCAGCUCGUCCUCUGUGUUCUACCUUCUAGUAAAGAAGAUUGUUAUAAUGCUAUAAAGAAAUUCUGCUGUGUUGAUCAUCCAGUGCCAAGUCAGGUAGUUCUAAGCAGAACUAUACUGAAGAAACCAAAUCUCCAGUCUGUGUCUACUAAUAUUGCUAUCCAGCUGAACUGUAAGCUGGGUGGAGAACUCUGGGUUGCAAGUAUGCCUGGUAUGACUACUGGUUUGAUGAUAGUCGGUAUAGAUGUGUUCCACGACAAGAAGAAUAACAAGUCCUAUGCUGGUGUUGUCUGUAGUCUAAACAAGGAAUGUACUCGAUACUUUUCCACUGUGACGCCCCAACUAAGUGGGCAGGAAUUGAUUGAUGGCAUUUAUGUAAAGUUUGCAGAGGGACUAAAGAAGUACCAUCAAGUAAAUGGUCAUUUGCCUGGUAAUAUUGUUGUAUACAGAGAUGGCGUGGGGGAUGGACAGUUAGAUAUGGUGAUGGAACAUGAGGUCAAACAGAUGCAGGGCUGUACCGUAGAUUUAUACCCAGAUGUUCCGCCAAAAAUGGCAGUAGUUAUAGUAAAGAAGAGGAUUAGUCAACGAUUCUUCUCUAAGAACCAUCAGAAUUACAGCAAUCCCACACCAGGGACGGUUGUUGAUAGCGCCCUCACUAAAAGUGAAUGGAUGGACUUUUUCUUGGUGUCCCAGUCAGUACGUCAGGGGACUGUCUCACCAACACACUACAAUGUUAUCUACAAUACUAUCACAAGCUUUACUGCUGACCGAUUCCAAAGACUUACCUAUAAGUUAUGUCAUCUGUAUUACAACUGGCCGGGCACAAUACGGGUACCAGCACCUUGUCAGUAUGCACACAAAUUGGCAUAUUUAGUGGGCCAGAAUAUAAGAAAGAUUCCACAUCCUGCAUUAUCAGAUAGACUCUACUUUUUGUAAAGUGAUUGUUAUUUUGUAUGUAUCCUGAAUAUCCUUGAAAUAUUUGCCACUUGACAUCAAAAAGAAGGAUAAAAAUUUGUUCUCUUCGGACUUCCUGAAUAUGCAUGAAAUAUUAGCCACUUGUUAUUUAGCAAACAAUAAAUCAAGUAACUUGAUUGUAAAUUUGUACUUGUCCUGAAUAUGCAUGAAAUGUUUCUUACUUGACAGUAAAAAAAGUGAUUAAAAUUUGUUCUCUUUCAACAUAUGCAUGAAAUAUUUUUCACUGGACGUGAAACAAAAAAUCGAUCUUGUAUAGGGUUUGUAAUUUUGUUCAUGUCCUGAAUAUGUAUGAAAUAUUUGCCACUUGACGUGAAGCACAUGAACAAUCUUGGAAAGAGAUUGUUGAUUUGUUCUUAUCCUGAAUAUGUAUGAACUAUUUGCCACUUGACGUGAAGCACAUAAUCAAUUUUGUAAAGGGAUUGUUAAUUUGUUCUUGUUCUGAAUAUGCAUGAAAUAUUUGCCACUUGACGUGAAGCACAUAAACAAUUUUGUAAAGGGAUUGUUAAUUUGUUCUUGUUCUGAAUAUGCAUGAAAUAUUUGCCACUUGACGUUUAUUAAACAAUAGAUUUUGGUAAGGGAUUGUUAAUGUGUACUUUUCCUGAAUAAGUAUGAAAUAUUUGCCACUUGACAUGAAGCACAUAAACAAUUUGGUAAAGGGAUCGGUAGUUUGUUCUUGUCCUGAAUAUGUAUGAAAUAUUUGCCAAUUGAUUUUAAGCAACAAAAAAUCUGUGCAAGGGUAGAACUAUCACCAAAACCUACAGACCGAAUAAAGACCUUAGAAUACUGUAA
Mytilus trossulus (common blue mussel) is the source of this 5472-nucleotide messenger RNA. RefSeq names its product piwi-like protein 1. The coding region runs from base 1816 to 4644 and encodes 942 amino acids. Gene Ontology annotation, molecular function: piRNA binding; protein binding; RNA endonuclease activity. The transcript has 17 exons. Lineage: Eukaryota; Metazoa; Mollusca; Bivalvia; Mytilida; Mytilidae. Gene Ontology annotation, cellular component: P granule. The record is from RefSeq and is a predicted model, not a curated record. Gene Ontology annotation, biological process: regulatory ncRNA-mediated gene silencing.